AUUUUAUUCCAAACAUUUGUUUGUCCACAACAUACACCUUUAUACCAAAAUUUGUCAUAUAUAUACACACUUCUUGAAUAUCCUAUCUUCGACAUGAACUCACUAGACUCUGACAGAAAUAGACUUAAAGAUGUCUUCAGUUUCCAAGUUCUUGAUUUUCAUCUUCUUUGUAUUCUUUUUUGUUCCUUGUUUAUGUGAUGAUGGCACAAACCUCAACAUUGCUUCCUGCCUAAUUCAACAAAGAAUUAGCAACUUCACAAUAUAUUCGAACCCGAAUAAUGGUAGUUCCAAUAUCUACUUUGAUCUCCUGAAUUUCUCCAUACAAAAUCUUCGGUUUUCAGCUACUUCAGUGCCUAAGCCAGUGGCCAUAAUAUUGCCAGAGACCAAAGAAGAGCUUGCCAGCAGUGUUUUCUGCUGCAGAUUAAGCAAUCUUGAAAUCAGAAUAAGGUGUGGGGGUCACAGCUACGAAGGCACUUCGUCUGUGGCCACUGAUGGAAGUGCUUUUGUUAUCAUCGACAUGAUGAAUUUAGACAGAGUCACAGUUGAUUCUAGACCAGACUUUGCAUGGGUGGAAGGUGGUGCAACACUUGGCCAGACUUACUAUGCUAUUGCUGAGUCGAGUGAUGUUCGUGGAUUUCCAGCAGGAUCAUGCCCAACUGUGGGGAGCGGUGGCCACAUUGCUGGUGGUGGAUUUGGUUUAUUAUCAAGAAAAUAUGGGCUUGCAGCUGACAAUGUGGUGGAUGUGCUUUUGGUAGAUGCAGAAGGCCGUUUGUUGGACAGGGAGGCGCUGGGGGAAGAUGUAUUUUGGGCUAUUAGAGGCGGAGGAGGAGGAAUUUGGGGUAUCGUCUAUGCCUGGAAGAUCAAGUUAUCAAGAGUGCCUAAAACUGUUACAGCUUUCACAGUGUCUAGGCCUGGUACAGACCUUCAAGUGACCAACCUUGUGGACAAAUGGCAACACGUAGCACCAAAGCUAGAUGAUGAAUUUUAUCUAUCGUGUUUUGUUGGUGCUGGACUGCCACAAAUGAAAGGCAAAAUAGGAAUAUCAGCAACAUUCAAAGGGUUUUAUUUAGGUCCUAAGACCCGAGCUUUGUCAAUCAUUAGCAAGCAAUUUCCAGAACUGGGAAUUACAGAAGCCGAUUGCAAAGAAAUGAGUUGGAUUGAAUCAGUUGUCUAUUUCUCUGGUUUGGAUGAUGGAAGCUCUGUUUCGGACCUAAAGAACAGGUAUCUGGAAAGCAAGGGAUACUUUAAGGCCAAAUCAGAUUACGUCCGAACUCCAAUACCAACUUCUGGAAUCAAAGAAGCUCUACGCAUACUGGAAAAACAACCAAAAGGGUAUGUCAUACUAGACCCUUAUGGUGGAAUCAUGAACAGAAUAAACAGUCAAUCAAUUGCUUUUCCUCACAGAAAAGGUAACCUUUUUACAAUUCAGUAUCUUGUCGAAUGGAAAGAAGCUGACAACAGUAAAAGCACAGAGUAUAUAGAAUGGAUACAAGGAUUCUACGACUCCAUGGAACCAUACGUUUCAUCAGGGCCAAGGGCUGCAUAUGUUAACUACAUAGACCUUGAUCUUGGAGCGUUUGAACUGAUCAGUACUAAUACUGCUACCCUCUCUGACGCUGUGGAAAGAGCUCGAGUGUGGGGAGAAAAAUACUUCUUAAAGAAUUACAAUAGAUUGGUUCAAGCCAAGACAACCAUUGAUCCCAACAAUGUGUUCAGAAAUCAACAAGGCAUUCCUCCAAUGUCUACUGUGGUUAAGUUUAAAGAUGAUGUAUGAGCAAAGAACUCUGAGUUAUUAUUCUAUGCCAAUACCCUCAAAAAAUCAUACAAGAUUUGAAAGUGAUCAUGCUAUUGCUUUA
This is a messenger RNA of Daucus carota subsp. sativus, 1856 nucleotides long. RefSeq names its product berberine bridge enzyme-like D-2. NCBI's taxonomy places the organism in Eukaryota, Viridiplantae, Streptophyta, Magnoliopsida, Apiales, Apiaceae. Gene Ontology annotation, molecular function: FAD binding; oxidoreductase activity. Bases 131 to 1774 code for a protein of 547 amino acids. The transcript has a single exon. The record is from RefSeq and is a predicted model, not a curated record.